AUGGCCAUCACUGCCGCCCCUGAGCACGUUGGCUGCUUCACGUUGAGCCGGAUGGAGGUGUUCCUUCGCAACCGGAUCACCGACAACCCCAGAGCUUCGACACUCGUGCGGGUGAACAGCAAGGCCGACAUGACCCCCCAGGAGUGUGUUGGUAUCUGUGCCGGUGGGGGAAGCGUUGUAUUCGCGGUCAGCAGAUGCGACCUGUUCACCAGCUUGUCGGAAGCAGACUCUGCCGGUUUCCUCGGCGGCAGGGGUAAUGGCGUGUGCAAUUCCCCGUGCACCGGCGACGCUUCAUAA
Molecule: messenger RNA, 297 nt
Organism: Ectocarpus siliculosus
Lineage: Eukaryota; Phaeophyceae; Ectocarpales; Ectocarpaceae
Source: the annotation of a GenBank genome assembly